CGAUUCAUACUUAGGUAUGCCUCUAAUUAAUAUCAGUGGACACCAAUACUAAAUACUACAGCCCCAGCUCUAUUCCAUGGACAAUUUGAGCCAAACCAUCACAAUAGUGGACCAAAAACUAUUGUGGAAUUCAUGCGAUCCAUCCUUGAGUAAUAACACAGAGUUCUGAACUCGUCUAGUCCUCAAUUUCAUAUAGUAGAUGGCUACAAGAAUAUAACCCUACGGCGAGACUGUGAACAGGAGAAGUUACCCAAGAACGCUUCCAAAUUUCAAAAUAGCGAUGAUUGGUAUUGCACACCCACUUCAAAUUUGAGUUUGACUCCGCGGUAUUGUAAAUCAGAAGUUCAACUACCGGUGUUAAUCGACCCAAAAGUACCUCGAUCUCCUACUCUGAAUGAAAUUCUGUUGCACGGGUUCGAAGUAAAAUGGAAUCUCAGCAAGGGUUGCGAGAGUUGCGUGUCAAGAAACGAUACCUGUCAUUACAACACCACAACCAUGCGACCAUUUUGCCAGACAGAGGCAAUCACUAAUCAGGAUAAUUCAGGGUCUAAGUUCAAAUCCAUGAGUUUCAUCUUUGUAAUAGGUAUCCUGGGCAGCGCAUUGUUAGUGCUUGUGCUAUUGCAGGUAAUUGCUUAUCGAAAGAAGAUUUCUGGCUUCAGCCUUCAGGUGCAUAGGAGGCGUGAUAACCCGCAGUUCAUUUCCCAGGUAGAGACAUUUCUACACAAUUUUGUCGAUCAAAUGCCAACCAGAUAUUCGUAUUCAGACAUCAAGGAGAUUACCAACAACUUUACACAUAAACUGGGUGAAGGAGGGUUUGGUGAGGUUUUAUAAAGGAAGGCUACCAAGCGCUAGUCUUGUGGCAGUCAAAAUGCUUGAUCAGUCGAGGGAAAGCGAGACUCAGUUCAUGAACGAAGUGACAACCAUUGGAAGGAUUCAUCACAUUCAUCUGGUUCGCUUGUUAGGGUAUUGUUUCGAAGGAUGUACAAGUGCACUCGUCUACGAGUACAUGGCAAAUGGAUCUCUGGACAGAUUUAUAUUUGGAAGCACAGGAGGAGGUCAAAUUCCGAAUUGGGAUCAACUGUAUUCAAUUGCUCUUGGGGCGGCUCGUGGAAUUGCGUAUCUUCACAAUGAGUGUCACAGCCGCAUCAUUCACUUCGACAUAAAACCGCACAAUAUAUUGUUGGACGAGGAGUUUACGGUCAAAGUAGCUGAUUUUGGCCUGGCCAAACUGAGUGGGAGGAGAGAUGACCACGUAUCGAUGACGGCAGCGAGGGGGACGCCAGGAUAUGUUGCGCCAGAGGUGUGGUCUAGAAAUUUUGGACCCGUAACAGACAAAUCAGAUGUUUACAGUUUUGGCAUGAUGUUAUUGGAGAUGGUAGGAGGAAGAAAGAACGUUGAUGUACAGGCGAGCCAUUCAAGCCAAUUCUACUUUCCAGACUCUGCUAUUAAAUUAUUAGAGAGAGGGGAGCUGAGGACAAGGUUGAGAGAAAGAGACUUGAGCGAUGCAGAGGAGGCCAGGGCAAGGAGUUUGACUAAAGUGGGGCUUUGGUGUAUUCAGUACAAUUCGAGGGACAGACCGUCAAUGAUGAGGGUGCUUCAGAUGUUGGAAGGAGAUGCCGACGACAUACCAAAUCCUCCGAUUCCGUUCGACGCUCGCCUGCGACCGGCACUGUUUUCUGCCAGUGAAGAAUCAUCCUCCAUUGCAAUCGAAGCGGCAUAAUAGAUUUUACACGUCUGGGAAAUUUUACUGGUUGCGGAAUUUUUCAGUCAAUAUGUUUUCCAAUUUUCCCACAGGUUUAUUGGAGCUUAGAAAUUAUGCCCGUGUAAAAAUUAGGCUGUUUCCUAAUGUUUUUUUUUUGCUUUGAUAGUUGCUAUCAAAGAGUGAAUUUGCUUUCUUGUUUUUGCUUUUGAUAUGUUUUAGUAUUACUCUGUAGAUGGCAGCCGUUUAACAUGGUGGCAUAAGUGUUCUUUGUAGCAAAUCAUGUAUUAAUAUUAAGAUUGCAUCCUUUGUUAGG
This is a messenger RNA of Cryptomeria japonica (Japanese cedar), 2015 nucleotides long. Its product is annotated as rust resistance kinase Lr10-like. The transcript has 3 exons. Bases 869 to 1720 code for a protein of 283 amino acids. NCBI's taxonomy places the organism in Eukaryota, Viridiplantae, Streptophyta, Pinopsida, Cupressales, Cupressaceae. Gene Ontology annotation, molecular function: ATP binding; protein kinase activity. The record is from RefSeq and is a predicted model, not a curated record. Gene Ontology annotation, biological process: protein phosphorylation.